Molecule: messenger RNA, 750 nt
Organism: Leucoraja erinaceus (little skate)
Lineage: Eukaryota; Metazoa; Chordata; Chondrichthyes; Rajiformes; Rajidae
Exons: 1
Coding region: 1-750 (249 amino acids)
Source: RefSeq, a predicted model, not a curated record
AUGCACUGGGGCGGGGCGUUCACUGGGGGCGGGGCGUCCACUGGGGGCGGGGCGUUCACUGGGGGCGGGGCGUCCACUGGGGGCGGGGCGUUCACUGGGGGGCGGGGCGUUCACUGGGGGCGGGGGCGUUCACUGGGGGGCGGGGCGUUCACUGGGGGCGGGGCGUCCACUGGGGGGCGGGGCGUUCACUGGGGGGGCGGGGCGUUCACAUGGGGGCGGGGUGUUCACUGGGGGCGGGGCGUUCACUGGGGGCGGGGCGUUCACUGGGGGCGGGGCUUUCACUGGGGGCGGGGGGCUUUCACUGGGGGCGGGGCGUUCACUGUGGGCGGGUGCGCGGGGGGCAGCGCGCUGGGGGCGGGGGGCGCGCAGUGGGGGGCGGGGCAUUCACUGGGGGCGGGGCUUUCACUGGGGGCGGGGCGUUCACUGGGGGCGGGGCAGCACGCUGGACAUGCGCGGUGUGCGCGGGGCAUCGGGAGCGCGCUGGGUUGGACAUGCGCGGUGUGUGCGCGGGGCAUCGGGGAGCGCGCUGGGUUGGACAUGCGCGGUGUGUGCGCGGGGCAUCGGGUGCGCGCUGGGUUGGACAUGCGCGGUGUGUGCGCGGGGCUGGUGUGCGCGGGGCAUCGGGAGCGCGCGGGGCUGGACAUGCGCGGUGUGUGCGCGGGGCGUCGGGUGCGCGCUGGGUUGGACAUGCGCGGUGUGUGCGCGGGGCAUCGGGAGCGCGCGGGAUCGGGCGCGAGCGGCGGCGGUUGA